AUGGCAAAACGAAAAAAUCAGCAUCCAGACAACCUCGAUUCGGACGACGACGACGACAACGACCCGAGUGAACGCAGUCUCGUGAAUGUCGACUUUGACUUUUUCGAUCCACACCCCGAUGUCGAUUAUCUCGCCCUCAAACGCCUCGCCACACAGCUUUUCCAAGCCGACGCCGAACUGUUCCAUCUCAAUGACCUCGCAGACCUGAUCCUAUCUCAGCCUCUGGUUGGUACGACCGUCAAAUGCGAUGGCAGGGAAAGUGAUCCGUACGCGGUCCUCACCGUGCUCAAUAUGCACAUACAUCAGAAUCGACCUGCUAUCAGAGCUCUCACUGAGUACGCUCUCGCCAAAUCGUCCGUCGACCCCGCUUUUCACGCCAUCCUCCAAAAUCUUCUCGGCCCUGCGGGGCUUGCAUCUCAAAAUCACGUCGGACUGAUUUUUUCAGAACGACUUAUCAACAUGCCUGUUCAAAUCGCCCCACACAUGUACCGCAUGCUUGCAGACGAAAUCCAGUGGGCCUUAGAUGACAACGAACCGUACCGCUUUACACACCUCCUUUUCAUCUCCCGGACGUACCACCUGUCCCCCGAGGAAGAAGCCGAGAUGGCGGGACCCGCACCUCGCGGCAAACGUCAAAAGCAGGGUGCGGCGCCCCCACUACAAUCGUCAACGAGCGGGACAUAUCCAUUCCACCCUGAGGAUGAUGUUGUCAAAACUAUUGCGCUGCAUACGCUGGACUACGCGUUUUCCAAAGCACAGCCUCGUGAGGAGGACGCUUUUGGGCUAGACAUGGGCGGGCGCAUGAUGCUAGUAUCUGCGGACCGAUUAAGAGAGCUUGUCAACGGUCUCAAUCAAGCCUAUCCUCCGCCUUCUUGA
Fibroporia radiculosa is the source of this 876-nucleotide messenger RNA. RefSeq lists its product as uncharacterized. Gene Ontology annotation, cellular component: nucleus. The record is from RefSeq and is a predicted model, not a curated record. NCBI's taxonomy places the organism in Eukaryota, Fungi, Basidiomycota, Agaricomycetes, Polyporales, Fibroporiaceae. The transcript has 5 exons. The coding region runs from base 1 to 876 and encodes 291 amino acids.